CAUUGUAGGCAAAAAUGAGAAACGCUUCCUACUCUAAAAAAUCUCUGGCUGUCAAUGAAUCCAGCAGGAUGCGUCAAAGCUCAUCUGGUCAUGAUAACUUGUCUUUUUCUCAGGGCCAGGAAGGGAUUAAGGAGAUUGUAGAAGAAGCAAUUCCUAAGGUCCGCAUUUAUCGCCCAAAUGAGAAGGAAGAACUUCAGGAAGUGAAUAACCGCUUUGCAGGCUACAUCCAUAAAGUCCAUUCUUUGGAGCAAAAGAACAAGGCACUGCGGACUGAGAUUGAAGAGUUAACUGUCCGCUUGAAAGAAAGGGGUCCUUGCAUUUCAGAUGAGUACGACAAGGAAUUCAAGGAGCUCAAAGACCUGAUUGAGAAGUUAACCAAAGAAAAGGGCAUGGCUGAAAUUGAGAGGGGAAAUCUAGAAGAAGAAAUUGAUAUUUGGAAUGCAAAGUGCGAUGAAGAACUUAUCCUAAAAGGUGAAGCUGAGCAGACCCUGAGAGAAUUCCGUCAGGAUGUGGAUGACGCAACCAUUCAGAAGCUUGAACUGGAGAGGAAAGUUGAGCAGCUGGUGGAUGAGAUUGAAUUCCUUAAGAAGCUUCAUGAUGAAGAAGUGGCUGAUUUACUAAAGCAGAUCGAGGAAUCGAAGGUCUCUGCAGAACUCGAUACCAGUCGCCCUGACCUGGCAGCAGCAGUUAAGGCAAUACGUGCUCAAAUUGAACAGGAAGUCACCAAAAAUAUCCAGGAUGCAGAGAAGUGGUAUAAAACCAAGCUUGGUUCCCUAAAGGGACAGGUCUCCAAGAAUGAAGAAAAAAUGAAGACCAUCAGGGAGGAUAUCAGCAGGUACUCCUCUCAAGUGUCAGAUCUGCAAAAUGAAAUUGAUACCUUGAGGGCCCGCAAUGAAGCUUUGGAGAAGCAGUUGGAGGAUAUGGAAGCAAAGCACCUGGAAGAAGUAGCAGCCCUGCAUGAAAUCAUCGCUCAUCUAGAGAGUCAGUUACUAGAGACAAAGGCUGAUUUAGCACGCUAUCUGCAAGAUUACCAGGAUCUGCUAAACAUCAAGAUCAAGCUGGAUGCUGAGAUAGCAGUCUACAGAAAACUGCUGGAAGAAGAGGAACAAAGGCUUGGAAUUAAGACUGAAAGUGAGGGUAAGAAAUACUAA
This is a messenger RNA of Xenopus laevis (African clawed frog), 1151 nucleotides long. RefSeq names its product vimentin. NCBI's taxonomy places the organism in Eukaryota, Metazoa, Chordata, Amphibia, Anura, Pipidae. The transcript is spliced from 2 exons. The record is from RefSeq and is a predicted model, not a curated record. Bases 15 to 1151 code for a protein of 378 amino acids.